AUGUCAGUUUGGCUUAUGGCCACUUCUUUACUUCCCUCUUCCUCCAUACAAAGUGCAUCGGAUGUAUCCAACUUUCAUUUGAUAAACCAGCUUUUGGGGCGACAGCGACGGGUUCCUAGUCAGUCUGAAGACAAUGCAACUGGCCUUUUCAAAGAAGAGAGGGCCGAGGAUGAAGAUGAGCCCCUGGUAGCGGAGUCCAUGAAUCUUUCUGCUUUGGAGCGCCUCAAUGCUGUCCGCAGGUCUCAUUUGAAACCCACUUUGUCUGGCAGCUCAUCCUCAACAGUCGGAUCUCAAGCGCAUAUUCCUUUAGAGCCCUUAGGAAUCACAGACCAGCGACUGAAUUAUCGGGACAUUUGGAAAGACGGUCUGCACCUCUUGGUUAGUUGUGUUUAUUUUAUGCCUGAAGUUGCAUCAUAA
This is a messenger RNA of Protopolystoma xenopodis, 417 nucleotides long. Lineage: Eukaryota; Metazoa; Platyhelminthes; Monogenea; Polystomatidea; Polystomatidae. The record is from the annotation of a GenBank genome assembly.